AUGGAGCGCCUGCCGCAGAGCGACUCGGAGGACCCCACGCGGGCGCGCCCCGCCGUGCCGAGGUUUGCAGCGCUGCUGCUGAUCCCGGCGCUGCUGCUUUUUGCUUUGCUGCUGGUCAGGCCGGAGCCAUCCAAGCUGCGUGAAGGAGUGCCAGUGGAAGCCUCGGCUCUCUGGAAGCGUGGCGCGCCUCCUGGCGGCCCUGGCAAGGCGCCUCGGAAGCCCAAGGUGCGGAAGCCCAAGAAGCCGCAGCCUCAGGAGCCACCGAUGGGCGGCUCUUCGGAGUCGGGCUCCGAGCCGCCCGCGGAGCCCACUGAGGUGGAGGUGACUUGGAACACGAUCAGUGGCAAACCGAUCCCGUUCAAGCACAAGCCGCGCGUGCGUCGCGAGUGGCGCACGCUGAGCUUGGAGAUGAAGAACAAGGUGGCGCGAGCCUUCUGGCAGGUAAAGACGGUGAAGACACUGGAGGGUCGCAAGAUCUACGGGAAGCAUUUCAACAAUCACGAUGAUAUGCUGAUCUUACAUUCCUGCGCGACCACUGAUCCUCGCUGUGAUGAGGGACACUUCGGCCCGCAGUUUAUGACCUUCCAUCGUGCGCUCCUGCUGAAGUACGAGCUGUCCUUGCUUUCGGUGGACCCGACCAUCGAAGCCAUGCCCUACUGGAACAUGGCCUAUGAUGCCAAAGAUGGCAAGUAUCGCCACGACCCAGAGAAGUACAUCUUCACCAACAACUAUUUUGGCAACUACACUGGAACUGGUGCCAAUUACAUGGUGAUCGAUGGUCUCUUCGCCAAUUUUCCCGUCACGGAGUGGACUUCCGAACGAUUCGGGAAUAAGAGCUACAUGGCCAAGGACAACAAGUGUAUUCGCGAAGAGUGGUUCAAAGGCACCAAGCCUUCCGUGUGCGACCGCUGCUGUGUGACGCACUGCAGCGACUGCCGCGACACGAGUCCCGACGUCUACACCACCCGGCUGCGGCUCCACGACGAUUGUUCGCCCUACGUGGCCCGUUGGCCGAUGGACCCGGAUGCGCUGGGGCCCCUGGGGGGGACCUAUGACCUCGUGUACUCCGAGGAGGAUUUCGCGGCGUGUCAUGAUGUGAAAGUGGUCCGAUCCUGGAUGGAAUGGCAGGACUGUAUCGAGAUGAGCACCUUCAUGUGUGGCCACCGCUUUGGAAUUGUCAGCGGCCAACCAGGCUUUGAGACCGUCUUCAAAAAGCGGGUCCUGCCGGAUUGA
Messenger RNA from Durusdinium trenchii, 1233 nucleotides. The record is from the annotation of a GenBank genome assembly. Lineage: Eukaryota; Dinophyceae; Suessiales; Symbiodiniaceae.